AUGGCUAGCAGCAUUGUAUGGUCCCAAGGGGCACGGUCUUUCAUCGGGCAGAGGGUAUCCCGUUUUACCACGGGUAUUGCUAAGCACCAUUAUAAGUCAAUGCUUCGGCCCUGGAAGAGUAGGAAGCUCAGUCAAGAGAAUCUUAAUGAGGUAGUGUUGUUCAAUGUUUGGCCAGAAGAUUUCCCUUUCCCAACGGAGUGUUUUGAGAAACUAGACCUUACCCCAGACUCCGAGUUUUAUAAGGUGCCCAAGUUGGGCAUGCACGUCAGCGAGGGGGUAGCUAAUAAGUUGAAGAUGGAAUGUGAUAUAUGGAGGUACGCUAAGCUGUUGCCCAAGGACGGCAAUGCCCACCUGGAGUUAGGAGCAGGAGUCUAUAGCUAUUUCCCUGAUGAUUAUAGUCCAUCCACUGUGGUAGGGUAUGGUAUGAAUAGAGAUGAGAUGGAGAGGAAUAAGGUUCUCAACGAACGCCACAUCCAGGACUUGAAUAUCGAUACCCGGUUGCCGUAUGGUCCUGCUGUGUUUGACUGUGUUACCAUAGCAUUCAGCAUCCAGUACCUUACCCUUCCACACCUCGUCCUCUCCGAGGCGCAUCGGCUACUGCGUCCUGGAGGUAUACUCAUCAUCAGUUACACUGACCGUUGCUUUGAGACUAAGGUUACAGACCUUUGGUAUAGGUCAACGAUGCUACAGAGAUCCUUCCUGUGUCGUGCAUAUCUUCAUUAUGCUGCUGCAGGGCGUUGGAGUGAGAUCGGCGCUGGUGGAUCUUACUUGGAAAGUGAUGAGCCUCUUGUCGUCAUGUAUUGUGUAUGCCACCUCGUCGUCGGCAACCCCCCAGGAGGGCAGCAAAGAGAGCUGCUAGCAACCCUCCAGAGGGAGAUGGAGGAAGUACCUCCUACACGAGUAGAGGAGCCCGCCUCAUCAACAGGGGAAGCUCAUUCUUCAACGUCCUCCUCGGGGCCCCAAAGGGCACCUAGUGCGAAGGUACAGGAUACUGAUCAUACUCAUGAUGAGGCUAUCCAACCUCAUGUCAAUACUGAAGAUGAAGAUGAGGAUCUAACUCCUCUCCAAGUCGCUAAGGACAUCCUGUUAGAGCUCGAUAAGUGUCUGCAUGAGUCUGCUACACUGGCCAACGUCAAACGGCUGUAUAAGCUACGGCAUCAUCUUAAGAAUAUUCAAUGGGAACUAGCAGAGACUACUGACGUUGCGUAUGAUGCUGGCAAGGACCCACCUGCUCAGGAGCCUGCGAAUCAGGAGGAGAUAAUGGUAGUGAGGCAACUGUAUAAGAAACUAGAGAAGUGCAUCUGUGGGAGGAUUUUCCACAGGAAUGAUCACGGUAUAGCAUUUGUAGCUAGUGUAUUGACUAUGCACCCAGCCUUUAUCGUUGAUGCUUUUGCUGCUAUCAAAUUGUUCAUCCCACAACUACCUAGCUCUGUUCUCCUGGGUCUGUCAAAGGCCCUGUAUAGAGGUUGGAAGGAAUCCUCAGGAGCUAUGAAGAGGCAUAUAGAGCAGGCUAUACAGGCAUGGAUGGAUUAUUCACUUAAGGUUGAUCCUGUUUUAGCGAAGAAGGACAGACGGCCAACCGAACUCGAGAAUCUACUUGUGGAGCUUUACCAGCCUAUACUAUGGAAGCAGCUUACAGUCACCAACUGGAAGAUCCGCCUUAAUGCUAUAGCUACUCUUGGGGAUGCAUUCCCCAUAUGCAACUCAACCUCUCAUGCCGAUAUGGAGCGGACAAUGGACAUGCAAAUUCGAGCUUUAGUAAGCGGUAUGACGGACAAGCACGACCAAGUACGCCGUAUAGCAGUUACCAAGGUCUGUGAAUCUCUGGCCAUACAGUGGAGCGUCAUAUCGACAGAUUACCGCUCUGUGUUACUUUAUAACGUUAUUAAUAAAUGUGCUAAGGAUAAGAGGAGUGCAGCAGUGAGAAUGGCAGUAGUACAAGGGAUGAGGAGGAUAAUAAGAACCUGCGCCAUAUCUCAUCAAAUAAUGGGUCCAGUGUUACCCAAGAUCGGUGAGAUGAUAUACGAUCCCUCGCCUCAGGUUAGAUUAGAGUAUUGCAAGCUGCUGGGUGAUGUUCAGAACGUCGACGGUAUCAACAUCUCAGAAGUGGUAGAGGGUAAUCAAACACUAGCAAACCGUCUUGUGAUAGAGCACGCUUAUGCAAUGAGGAAGAAGGAGAAGUUUACUCAACAGAAUGUAAAGCAGGCUGAGCAGGAGAGGGAUGUACACACACAGAUAGCUUGUAGUCUAGGGGCAAUACUAGGCCAGAAUAUAUUCAGAGGCAUGGAUGUUAAGGCUCUCAAGCAAGUAGCCAAAGCUAACGUCAAUAUAUUCAUAGCGUUGAUGGCCAACUGUCGUGAGGCUGAAGGCGCUACACCUACUGCUAGGAUAAGGUUUGCGGCGGCCCUCUUCAAAUAUGGUAUGGAUAUCGUAACGAAGGAGGGUGAGCGUCAUGAGUCCCUUGUGGAGGCAGCUGCUAGGGACAAUGCGGUCAGGGCCAAAUUAAAUCAUGCUAGGAUACUUUUCAGAGGAGUUGUGGAACUUCUCAACGCUGAAGAUGUUCAUAAGAUACUACAUUUCGAGGUGACGGCCAAGACAGGAAGCCGACCUGCCAAGAGGGCUAAGCCUAAGAAGCGUUCUAGAACGCAGAGUGCUGAGGAGGAGGAUGAGGGAGAGGGAGCAGCGGAGGGGAUUAUACGGCAACGAGAUGACUUCUAUCAGAACUUCCUUACAGACUAUAACAUGACGAAACUAUUGGAACCAUCCCGAGGAUGCUUCAUUGAAGCUGUCGAGAUACUUCGGUUGCUGAGUCCAGGGGCAUACAGGCAUGUUAAGGAUAAAGUGGUACGGUUCGUGAAGUCCACAUCAUCUAAAUCUACGGAGAAGGUUGAGGUUGAUGAUGGAGAGGAUCAGAAUUACUAUUAUGGUAUGCUAAGGUUGGCCUCUGCAUGGGAUGUGUCGAAGGAUGCCAUAACCAACCUAGCUAAGCGUAUCUCAGCGUGCUCUACCAUCAUUAACAGCAAAGCUGACGUGAGGCGUCAGGUGGAGGUUGUCAAUAACAGCCUAAAGGCUCUCAAUGGCCCUCUGAGAGCUAUACUGGAUCUCAGGCUUCCAUCUGAGUAUCUCCUACCUCUACAGGACCCGGCUGUAGAGCUCAUACAAUCUUUGGUUGACCGCCUACCCUUUGGUCUUCCUAUUGAAGCCCAAGGCGACAUAUGCUCAGCCUUCUCCCUCGCCAUAUACACUCUUCUUAGCGUUCGUCUCCAAGGCCGCCCAUCCAGUAGUGGUGGUGGUGCGGCUGCUGCUGCUCCUGCUGAGUCCGAUAAAUUCCUAUUGGAUGUAUUCACUGAGCUGGGGGAUUGCUUUCGCAAUAUGAAACCCACCAUGCGGCGAGGAGUCAAGGCUGAGGACGUGGCUGAUGCCGCCCCCCUAGUCCAUGAGAUGGGACAUAGAUAUCUACGUCACCUCACUACAGCUGUCUUCCUUGGUGGCCUAUCUAGUGGUACUGCAGAGGCCAGAAUGUACGACAUUCAGAAGACUAUGUGGGAGUGGGUUAUCGCCAGUGGGUGGAACUCGAAGGUGCCUGUCUGGAAGACCGUGGCAGACUUACUCCAUCAGCUAGGCUUUACUGGUGUCGUGUCCACAUCUCUAGUCAUCAACACACUUCAAUUAAAUCUAUCCCAUGUAUCUACUCUGCACCCUCGAGAGGAUGAGGAGUCCUUCAUCGACAGGAUGGCUAAGGUGGCGGCUACCAAAUAUGGUUAUGAUACGCAAUUCAAAGAUUUCCUACGCAAAAGGGUCAUUUGUGAGGGAGAUGAUGAGGAAGAGUAUUCGGAGGAAGAGGCUUGCCAUGAAAGGGUGUGGGAGGCAUUCAAACGUGUAGCCCUUGGGCCCCCUGUCAACAAGGCGUUAGCCCAGCUUCUCAACAUAGAGGUGGAAGAGGCUCCGGCACAACAAGAGGACAACAAGGAGAAUGACCCAGAUAGGGUAGGAAUGCUACCAAAACAGGACAACCAUCCCGUGGAGGAGGAUCUUCGUCAUCGUCAUCCUCCUCCUCCUCUUCAAGUGCUCUUCUGAAGGGGUUCGUCCGCUCCGGCACUCCCAGUCCAGUGCCUGAUGGGACUGGUGAUGACGAUGAGAUGAGUGUUGCUUGAGAAGUAUUACAUCCUAUCAUCAUCAUCAUUGCAUCGAACG
Molecule: messenger RNA, 4194 nt
Organism: Perkinsus marinus ATCC 50983
Lineage: Eukaryota; Perkinsozoa; Perkinsida; Perkinsidae
Exons: 32
Coding region: 1-4077 (1358 amino acids)
Biological process (GO): mitotic sister chromatid segregation
Cellular component (GO): condensin complex; nucleus
Molecular function (GO): S-adenosylmethionine-dependent methyltransferase activity
Source: RefSeq, a predicted model, not a curated record